CAUGAACUGUGACUACCUUCAGCGGACUAUAAUUUGCCUCGCUGCACAAUGGACAUAGAUGCAUCUAUCCACCCAGACCCGGCACCUAACACUCAUCAUCGCAAAAUCGAACUCCAAUCCCCUGACGACUUCACCUACCUCCAACGCAACCUGAUCGCGUCCGCUCAACAGAAACUCGACCUCCACUUUCCUCCCUCGGCGUCGCAGAAGUAUGCCGAGUCACGCGGUCAGCCUGCUACAGUUAUUAGCCUCGAUGGUAUGAAACCUGCCGAACCUGCGCAAACCUCGAUCGGAAAGGAUGAAGAACAGGAAGACCCCCUCCGCGCCCGAGUCCGCCACCUCGUCGACGCGUUCAUGAGUAGGACAUGGGCCGGCGCAAGUCAGAACAUCGCAGUCAAUGGGAUGGAUGCGUCCACUCUUCCUAUCAUAGCCCGCGCGACGAACAAUGCGGUUGCGUCGGACGAAAUAAAACCGCAAGAGGAAAGAGAAGGUCUGGAUUUCGUCUACGAAAGCUAUGACACGAGGCUACAGGCCAAAGUCGCGGGACUGUAUGGUGAACUCGAAGCGCUCACAGCGCAGGUGAGCAAGUUGAGAAGGACUGCGCCGAAACAGGGUGCGGAGCAAUUUCGAGACGCGCUGAUGGCCGAGCUGGCGGGCGAUGAUGAACAGUAUGAGGUGGAGAUGGCUAAGCUACAAGAACGUGACAACGCCAAUGGCGGUGGCAGCUUGGACUUGAAACCGUUGAGAGAUGGCUGGCACGAGGACGUGCGGGCAAUGUAUGAACACGGGACUGGGGAGUUGGCUGUUCUCGCUGGCCUUCCUGCAAGCGAAAGUGUGGCGGGUAGUGGUGGCACAAGUCUGACCGAGACGGUGGGCAAGGUCCAGCGUGCAAGAACUGUUGCUAUGGAAUUCGAGUGAGGGACUCAAGGACCAACGACAAGGGAUGAAUACGGACAUGGUAGGACUGGACAUUCUGCCGUGCCAUAUGCUGUUACCCCACGGGGAAGAGGAACAUGCACUCAAUCUACGCCCGAAGGGGACUUGCCCAAUGCGUGUGCGUGUGGAUGAGGCAUACUAGCGUGGACAGUAGGGGCACACAUGCCCGGGCUGUUCUGCACAUUCGAAAAGAUACGGCAUGAAGGGGUCUAGCCGGGACAGCCACGGUGGGACGGCGAAAAACCGAGUGUCUGGCUAUUGCGCAUGCUGGCAGACAGCAGCUCGAAUGUCCGGCUGAAUCAUCUGGUAUCCUCGGGGAAUUCUUAUUUCUCGAUGAUAGCUAGACAUACCAGCGCCCUAUCGUGGACCAUGGUUGAUCCAAGAAGGCAGUAAGACAGAGUUUAGUAUAACUCGGUCGAGCGAGAUUGGCUGGCAGGAGUCAGCUAAAAAAAAAGGGACACGCCGAACGUGUGGAACGUGCAGAGUGAAUGUUGCGAAUGAGGGCACCAUGGGAAUACGAGAGAUAGGUACCUACCUUAUGGUGAAGCUAGAGAACUCUAUGAAAGUG
Exophiala xenobiotica is the source of this 1504-nucleotide messenger RNA. RefSeq lists its product as uncharacterized. NCBI's taxonomy places the organism in Eukaryota, Fungi, Ascomycota, Eurotiomycetes, Chaetothyriales, Herpotrichiellaceae. Gene Ontology annotation, cellular component: MIS12/MIND type complex; kinetochore. Bases 49 to 918 code for a protein of 289 amino acids. The record is from RefSeq and is a predicted model, not a curated record. The transcript has a single exon. Gene Ontology annotation, biological process: mitotic sister chromatid segregation.